UUAUAAAUUUGAUGUUUUUUUUUUUCAUUUAAAGACAAGUAAAAAUGUUAAUAAGAUCAUAUUUAAGAGAAACAAUCGAUGGAAUUAUUUAUAAAAAUAUUGAAUGCGAGUCGGAAAUGAUCAAUGUAAUUAACAUGUUUUUUGGAGAUUUUACAGAAGAUGUGCCAAUCAACAAGUUCAUUAUUUCGCGCUUCGGUGUAACUACAAGAAGCUUUCAUUGGGAAAUGCAACUCCGAGAAGCUUUUCAAGAUGGGGUCAGCAUAAUUGCAGUUGACGAAAAAACAAACAACAUAGUUGGAUUUCAAAUUAAUACUAUUAUAGAUUUAAAAAGAACAUCUAAAACUGAUGUUGAAGAAUCCAUAUACGAUGCUGAAAAGCAAUUUGAUCUAUUUCGAAUCAUAAAUCAUAUUUGCACUGAUAUGGCUGACGUUAACCAUUUGCUGCUUAAAAAAAUACCGUCACUUCAAAGGAUUUUUGAUUCAUAUGCAAUUGGUGUUUCAAGAGUGUUCAGACAAAAAUCUAUUGCAUUUAACUUACUUAAGUAUUCCUUAAAGAUUGCCAGAAAUGUUGAAACACAAUGUGCCACUAUAUUUGCAGCAAACCCUGUUACUGAAAAGCUUGCGUGUAAAUUCAAUUAUCUAAAAAUUAAAAGCAAAAGCUGGAAUACGUUUGAAGUUGAUGGUCAAAAGAUAUUUGCUGAUUAUCAAAGCGGAUCAGAAAACUGCAAUAAUUUCUACUUAGAUUUUUGUUAACGAUAUUAUGACCAUGAAUAUUCUCUUUAAAUAUUUUGGAAUAUUUAAAUUGUAAGAGGAACUCAAUGACAUAAAAAGCGUUAUGUAGACUUAUGAGUGUUAUGUAGACUUUAUGAGAAUAUUUAAAGAUUUUUUAAGUUUAUUCUAGUCAAAUUUUUUCAAUUUAAAUUAAUUAACUUCUGCAAAGGACGUUUUUUGAUAAAAGUUUGAAUUCUAUUGAUAAAUUUUGAUUUAACGAAAGAUAGCCCACGAAGCUUUUUCAAAAUAUUAUUCCUCUCACAUAGGGAGUUGAGGUGAUAUUUUGUUGAACGUUUGUUGUGAACCUAUAACUACUGUUACUAUGAUUUUAUUUUUUUCAAAGUUUUUUUAAUUGAUACCAGUUUAAACAUAGCGUAAUCUGUGCAAAGUAAAAAACGUUUUGAGGGAAUUUUUAUAACUUCAGGUGUAAUCACGUUUAUAAAAAGAAACAUUAAAGCCCACCAACACA
Hydra vulgaris (swiftwater hydra) is the source of this 1239-nucleotide messenger RNA. RefSeq lists its product as uncharacterized. NCBI's taxonomy places the organism in Eukaryota, Metazoa, Cnidaria, Hydrozoa, Anthoathecata, Hydridae. Gene Ontology annotation, molecular function: N-acetyltransferase activity. The record is from RefSeq and is a predicted model, not a curated record.